Messenger RNA from Oncorhynchus kisutch (coho salmon), 4486 nucleotides. Its product is annotated as dnaJ homolog subfamily B member 14-like. Lineage: Eukaryota; Metazoa; Chordata; Actinopteri; Salmoniformes; Salmonidae. The transcript is spliced from 6 exons. The record is from RefSeq and is a predicted model, not a curated record. The coding region runs from base 3127 to 3648 and encodes 173 amino acids. Gene Ontology annotation, molecular function: Hsp70 protein binding. Gene Ontology annotation, cellular component: endoplasmic reticulum membrane. Gene Ontology annotation, biological process: cellular response to misfolded protein.
UAUUAUUUGGGACAAUAUACAAUUGUUGCUAAGAGUCAUUUGAAAAAUAUAAUUUUACUGAGUAAAUGUAUGUAUUGGGUUCUUUUGAUAAGAGAUGAAAAGGCUAUGAAUUGAAGGUUAUUUGUUGAUGUAAAAAUGAGAUUUUCCAGAUUAAGGCUGUCAUUCGAUUUUUUUUUUUUGGGGGGGGGGGGGUCGUGAGAAAUGUUAAAAUAAGCUAUGGUUUAAAUGCCGGGAUGUUAUACUCAUUUCGGCUCAUCUAGUUGCAUUCGGUGUGCACACCUUUCCACUAUACAUUGGAAGAGGUGGGCUGCAAGGGAUUGGCUACUUGAAGAGACCUUGGGCCUAACAAAGCUACUUAUUUGGGAAGUUGCUAAAUAGUGAAGCUUCUGCAUGGCAUUUCAAAUGUAGGCUAAGUAGAGUUUGUACUCCUUAAAAUGAUCACGAGUAUUGCAUUGUUGGCUACAUCUUUGAAAACGGAAGUGUUAUUAGUUUUUUUUGGGGGGGGUGCAGUGGAAUUUCUGGCUUCUCAGUUUCUUGGCCAUCAGCGCUUUUAAAUGAAAUAAUAAAGCAUCUUUUGUCAGUGUGUCUGCACUAGGGACUCGGGAUGUGGCUGCAUUAUUGAUGUCAUGUUAAUCAGGCCUUUUGAUUUCAACAGAUUGGUAGCCUACAAAACAAACUAAUCUAGGGAUCAAGCCUUAGCAGUCAUUCAGAUCUUGUUCCCAAUGAUCAGUGCUUUGUUACUGUCCAGCGGUUCUGAAUUUGCGAUUCACCUGACUGUUUUUUUCUUCUUCUGUUCAAUAGGCUUUUGAUUUGAACAUUUUGAGUUCUUGUGUGUGUACUACACCAUUUGAUUUAAUUUUUAUAUGCUACAGCACUUUGAUUUCACUAAUAAAUAUUUUGAAAUUGAACUAAAUGAUCAGUUUCUGUCUUCAGUCCUUUUUAAAUGAGAGAUAUAACAUAUGUCAAACUCAUUCCAUAGAGUGACUGGGUUUUCGCUUCUCCCUUGUUAGUAAGGAACUCCCCUCACCUGGUUGUCCAGGUCUUAAUUCAACAGAAGAAAAAACAGCAGACACUAGGCUAUAAAUGGAAUGAGUUAUACACCACUGGGCUAUAUGGUCUACUGCAGUAUAGGUUGAAUGUGACAGGCCUACUGAGGCUGGUUAUAGAGAGACUAUAACUCCAUUCCUGAUUAGAGAAAUGAAUCAAAUUGGCUAUUAUCAGGUUGGUUAAUGCGAUUCAUUUCUGUUGAAUUUGGGGGGGGAAUCGACCCACAUGCAGCCCCACCCACUCGGCCAAUCAGUAGCCGCUACUGUGUUGUGGCACACUGCACACUUUUUACCGAACGGUACGUGCUAAAUAGUAUGUUAGCUAGUAUGGGUCUUUGGCCACUGAUUGUUGUUGGACCCUGAAUCAUACCAACCAUGGGGGGAGGGGUGUUCUAGAAUGAUCUCCCUUGAGAGUUCUUGUUAAACACCUCUCUUUCUGUGUCACUGUUUCAUCAUUGCUGUCCCCAUAGGCCAGGGUAGGUGGCUGGGACUGGGAGCUCCGAGCGACUGAUGUCCCUGGUGAACAGAAGUGUUGCUAAUAAUGGGCCGAGUGUAGCCUAGGCCUCCACCACCUUCCCCUAGUGCGGUCGUCUGACGGUAGUUAGAUGGUUCUAUUGGGCUCCAUGUUUUGUUUUCUCUAGCAUCUUUAUGGUUCGUUAAUUAAACCUGCAGUUGACCUACAGGAUCACUCAUAAUCCCCCAGUCCAGUGUGGUGUACUCAGAGGGGUUAAACUUCUCUACUGUACUAUGAGCCAGCCAAUAACACACUUUAUGUAGAGAAGGCUGCUGUUGAAACACUUACUCAGAUCAACAUUUUGUAGUUGGGUUUGAAGUUUAAGCCUGUGGAAUAUUUGCAGUGUUUGCUGAGCUAAUGACAGCAGACGGGUUGUCUGUAUUUGUAUGCGAGUCUCAUGGCAGAGCUGUUUGGGUGGCUUGUUGUGGUCGGCUUUGUGCCAUUGGUGGUGUGUGGGCCGUUAAUCAACUGCUCAAUGACACUGCAGUGUUCUACACACCAUACUACCCCUAUGGGAACCUCAGACUCGGCAAGGUGCCCAUAAGGCCAGUGAGAGGGGAAGGGAGAGGGACUGAGAGUGAGACAAAAGAGAGCUGUGACACAUCUUGUUAUGGCAACACUCACAUAGUGCUUGGUAGGCCUGACCAACAUCUAGUCCCAUUGUAAAGAGCAUAAGACGGUAUGUUUUUGUUAAAACAGGCCUACAUGCAGUGUAGGGUUUAACCUCCAAUUGAAAGGUACACAGUGACAUCAGCAUAUAUUUGAUUAUUCUAAUUGAAUGUUAAUGUAAAAGUCUGGCAAGUAUCUCAGGUGGUUCUCCUUGGAGACUGGAGGCAAUCUCUCUUCUGCAGGUCAUGCAAUCGACUCUGUAUUGCGUUUGAACUCUCCUGCUCUGUUCUGCCACCAAUGUUGAUUUGCCCUCUUGUGGUUUCAAAUGGUUCUCUAGGAGCAGAGGCGCAACAUUGCGAGACUUCCUGGAAAGCUUGCGAAACAGACCAGAAGUGAAAAUUAUUCACUUUGGAUGUUUAUUUUCUCUAAAUGUAAAGGCACAACCUAGAUACUUUCCAAACACUAGUUCUUGAAGCAAAACAUAUCGUUUAGAGGUUUUUUGUAUUGCUUUUGGGCCAAAUGUGAUCUGUGCUACAACCCUCAUGAUUAAUCAGAUCCACUGCAUUGUAAUAAACUAGGUCUAUAUCUGUUUCCUGGACAUGUGUAACAUAGCCCUGAUGAAUCACUCACUGUCAUCUCUCUUCUUAAAGGAUAAAGCGGUGUAAGGACUACUAUGAAGUCCUGGGCACCAGCAAGGAGGCCAAUGAGGAGGAGCUGAAGAAAGCCUACAGGAAACUAGCACUCAAGUUCCACCCAGACAAAAACCAAGCCCCCGGAGCUACAGAGGCCUUCAAAAAGAUCGGCAACGCGUACGCCGUGCUUAGCAACCCAGACAAGAGAAAGCAGUAUGACCUCACGGGGGCAGAGGAGCCGACCAGCCCUGGCCACGCCCACAGCCAAGGGUUUGACUUCCACCGGGGCUUCGAGGCCGACAUCACUCCCGAGGACCUCUUCAACAUGUUCUUCGGAGGAGGAUUCCCCUCUUCGGCUGCCCACACGUUCACCAACGGCAGGGCGCGAUACAGCCAGCAGACGGACCAAAGACGGGAGAGAGCAGAGGAGAGGGGAGAGGGAGGGUUCUCCAUGUUUAUCCAGCUGAUACCCAUCGUUGUACUCAUCCUGGUGUCCAUCUUGAGCCAACUGAUGGUGUCUACCCCCCCCUACAGCCUCUACUCCAGACCGUCCACGGGGCAGACGGUGAAACGGCAGACGGAGAACCUGCAUGUGGAUUACUACGUCAACAGAGACUUCAAGACAGAGUACAAGGGCUCCAAUCUGCAGAAGAUUGAGAAGAACGUGGAGGAGGAUUACGUGUCUAAUGUCAGAAACAACUGCUGGAAGGAGAGGCAGACGAAAACAGACUUGCUGUAUGCUGCUAAGGUCUACAGAGACGACCGCCUGCGUAAGAAGGCUGAGCUGAUGACCAUGGAUAACUGCAAGGAGCUGGACAGACUAAAUGACCUGUUCAGAGGGGGCUGAGCCCGCCCGAUGACGCAGGCUCCCACAGGACGCUUUUAGAAGAGAUAUAUGAAUAGAUAUAAUAUGUAUGUAAAUGUUGUUUUUUUAAGGAAAACCAUGGAGAUUGAAAGGAGGAAAAAUACAAAUAAUUAGCCUUACCGUUGACGUUAUAAGUUGUCCCCAUCCCUCCCCCAGUAUCCAUCUUUCCAUCCUCCUCACCACCCCCUCCUCCCUGGGAACUGCCUUGCUGCAUCUCAAUGAACCAACUGAAGAAUAGACCAACCUCUCAAAACACUUGAGAACCACAACUUCUUUCUCUUCUCUUUGCUUGUCUUUUUGUGUUUUCUGGAAAUAAGAGCCCACUCUGGAAAUGAACACUGACUGGAAAAAGCAGAAGGCAUUGUGGUGGUGCCUCGAGUAUUGAAGCGCCAAGCAUUCUGCUGUAACAAGCAAAUCACUGUCUUCUUCACUCUAGAUAACUACUUCACCUGCUUGACUUAAACAAGAUUUUUAGGCUCAUCUGGAGAUGCUGCCCUCCUUCCAAUCCAUACAUUAGCAGUGCUAGUAUUGUGAGGAACCCAGAGAAUGCUUCCUAGCUACCACAGUGGAACCCACAGUGGAACCUUGUGUGGAGUUACAUGGACCUUGAAGUUCAUUCCGCAGAUGAAGAAAUGACCACUGUCUCACUUGAACUUUUUUUGGCCUGGGAAAAAAUGUGAAGUCGGAACCAUAAUCUUCAUCAAUUGUAUAUUUUUCAUUUUGAAUGUUUGAAAAUUUAUGGAGUUAUUUAAGUAGAAAAACAAGGUUUUUCUUCAUUGCUCGAUUAAUCAUUUGAAUAAACAAUAAAUUAUUACCAGAA